AUGGGCGAUAUCGUGCCAACCGCGCCGACCGCAACCAGAGCAGCCACCGCCGCCGCGAAGAAGUCGAAAGGAUCAGCGAAUAGUAAAGAGCGAGUGGAAGGAGCAGGAGCAGGUCCUCUGGGUCCCCAAACUGAGGAUGACAUAGUCGAAACCCAAGACAAUACCAAUCCGGGAAUCGCACCCGUUGAUAAGGAUGCUGGGGAAGAAUUAAUUUUUGAGGAGGCCGUAGAAUCCCGUUCCGAGUGA
Puccinia triticina is the source of this 246-nucleotide messenger RNA. RefSeq lists its product as uncharacterized. Bases 1 to 246 code for a protein of 81 amino acids. The transcript has 3 exons. The record is from RefSeq and is a predicted model, not a curated record. Lineage: Eukaryota; Fungi; Basidiomycota; Pucciniomycetes; Pucciniales; Pucciniaceae.